GUGGAUAAUUGCGGCGCUUCUGCAGCCACAUGCGCCGUUUUACACAGUGGGCGCCCCUUUUCUCCUCGCUCUUCUCCUCUGACGAAUGCCGCGUCAAAUGAAAUGCGACGUGGGAUUUUCCGAUCAACCCAAGCCAGAGAGGGAGAGAGAGAGACAGCCGCCAAAGAAAAAAGUUCGAGAGCCCACGUCUGAUCUGAUAGUCGAGACGACACCAUCACCCAUCUCCUUGGCCCAGUAGCUGUUCACCUCGACUUUCAUCUUUGCCGAGUUGUCAUUUUCGAAUGGCCACCAGCACUUUGCUGCACAACUGAGACACGCCAAACGGGGUGCAUUGCACAAAUACCUUAUCUUUAACCUUUCCGUUCCGGACCAGUCGCACAGGCUAGCACCCCUUCCCUUCAGAGCUUCGCCAUACGACACGACCGACAUCAUCUCAUUGAUGCGCCGCCAGCAAUAGCCCACAUCAUGGCAAUCGCGAGGCCAGUCCGCGCCUUAGGGCUCGCCGCAAUCCUCAUGUGGUGUUUCUUCCUAUAUACCAUAUGGAGACCAUCGACACCCCUGGGACCCGGCGACUCCAUAAAGAACCUCGAGAGAGACCCCAACCUGGAUCCUACAGGAGAGCCCGAAGGCAUCCUUGUACGGGAGUCCGCCGCAUACGCGCCUGACGCGAACCCCUCGGCGCGAAUCAAUGCGACUCUGUUGGCGUUGGUACGAAACGAGGAAUUAGAGGGCAUGCUGCAGGCCAUGGGCGAUCUCGAGAGGACCUGGAACCACAAGUUCAACUACCCGUGGACUUUCUUCAACGAGGUGCCCUUUAGCGACGAGUUCAAGAAGAAGACACAGGCUGCCACAAAGGCAAAGUGUAACUAUGAGGUUAUUCCUUCCGAACAUUGGGACAAGCCGUCGUGGAUCAAUGAUGACCUAUAUGCCGAGUCCAUGAAGAUCCUGAAGGAGAACGACAUUCAAUAUGCCGACAAACUAUCCUACCACCAAAUGUGCCGAUGGAACAGCGGUCUCUUCUACAAGCACCCCGCUCUUCAGAACACCCAAUUCUACUGGCGCGUCGAGCCUAAAGUCCACUUCUUCUGCGAUGUCGAUUACGAUGUAUUCCGUUACAUGCAAGACCAGAACAAGACCUACGGCUUCACCAUCAACCUGUACGAUGCCCCCAAGUCUAUCCCGACACUGUGGCCAGAGACCACCAAGUUCAUUGCGCAGCACCCUGAAUACCUGCACAAGAACAACGCCUUGGAGUGGGUUACCGACAAGUCUCGCCGCCCGAGCCACAACGAGCAGGCAAACGGCUACUCGACCUGUCAUUUCUGGAGCAACUUUGAAAUUGCCGAUAUGAACUUUUGGCGCAGCCAGGUCUAUGAGGAUUAUUUCAACCACCUGGAUAGAGCCGGCGGCUUCUUCUACGAGAGAUGGGGCGAUGCGCCAGUCCACAGCAUCGCACUUGGUCUGUUUGAGGAUAAGAGCAAGAUCCACUGGUUCCGAGAUAUCGGCUACCAGCAUAUUCCCUUCUUCAACUGCCCCAACUCUCCAAAGUGCAGAGGCUGUGUGACGGGCCGCUUUACCGAUGGCGAGGCCUGGCUGAACAAAGAAGAUUGUCGCCCGAACUGGUUCAAGUAUGUCGGUAUGGGCUAAGACGAUGUAAUGUCAUGUAUGAAGACCAGCGAAUGCAAUCAACGCACGGGUAUAUUAAUUUCUGGGUGAUCUUGAAAAGGAUAUAGGCUGAUGCAUCUUUGGGGCACUGGGUGUUACUGGCGUAGAUGGUGGCAUUUAUAGAGUCAUUUUUUUUUUUUCCCCCUCUCGCCAAUUUUG
Messenger RNA from Truncatella angustata, 1824 nucleotides. Its product is annotated as glycolipid 2-alpha-mannosyltransferase. Bases 466 to 1647 code for a protein of 393 amino acids. The record is from RefSeq and is a predicted model, not a curated record. Gene Ontology annotation, cellular component: membrane; Golgi apparatus. Gene Ontology annotation, biological process: cell wall mannoprotein biosynthetic process; protein N-linked glycosylation; protein O-linked glycosylation. The transcript is spliced from 4 exons. Gene Ontology annotation, molecular function: alpha-1,2-mannosyltransferase activity. Lineage: Eukaryota; Fungi; Ascomycota; Sordariomycetes; Amphisphaeriales; Sporocadaceae.